Messenger RNA from Zalophus californianus (California sea lion), 1335 nucleotides. It is a transcript of the gene SPMIP3, whose product is annotated as chromosome 10 C1orf100 homolog. The record is from RefSeq and is a predicted model, not a curated record. Lineage: Eukaryota; Metazoa; Chordata; Mammalia; Carnivora; Otariidae. The transcript has 5 exons. Bases 119 to 550 code for a protein of 143 amino acids.
UGCUUUUGCAGUAUAUCCAACACCAGGAGGCAGCUGAAAUAACUGCUGUCCUCAGAAGACUGCAUUUAAGAACAAGGAGGGCUCUACCCACUGCAGCCCAAGCAGACUCCCAUCCACCAUGGCUGCCAUCCGGCUUCGAGAAUUUAUUGACCGCCGCCCAGUGAUCCCAUCCAGUAUAUUCAUCGCUCAUCAAGGAAAGGACGUCCAAGGAUACUAUCCCGGGCAGGUGGCAAGAGUCCAUUCUGAUUCUAGUGUGAAGAGACCUCCCAGACCUCUCAUAGACUUGACAAUCCCACCCAAGAGAAAAAGUCAGUAUCAGCCUCAACUAGACCAAGAAACUCUCAUUCGAUAUAUUUGUUUCCGAAGACAUUCAAAGCCCACUGAACCAUGGUAUAAAGAAACCACCUACCAAAGAGACUAUUCUCUGCCAUUUUACAAGAUUGAUUGGGACCAGAAAUUAGCCACAGUUUCAUCAAAUCCUAGACCACUAAAUUCACUGCCAGAGUUCUACUGUUGUGAAGAGAGGCAGCUUUGGAAGAAAACCUUUUAAAUUUAAAAUAACGAUGGCAUUUGAACAAAACAUUUGGAGUUCUUAGGUGACUGCUUUAGAUUAAAAUAAUAACAGAACUACUUCUGAUUUAAGUGGGUAUCCAGAUGGCUAUAAUCCUGAAAAAUUUCAUGUUACAAAUUCUUUUCAGAAUGAGGAUGAUCAGCCUAGGGCAGGGAAUCAAGAGUCAAGUUUAAGAGAACUUGUCAUCUGUUCUCACAUCGGCCCCAACACCAGGCUCAUGGCUGGUGCUGACAAACCAUCUUACAUUUAAUCCAAUUGUUGUACGGGGGACAAGUAAGAAUAUAAUCUGCUCAAUAACUGCAUCACUCACUGUUGGAAAAAAGAAAAAGAAAAAGAAGAACCUGGGGAUGUAGCCAAGAAGGAAGACUGCCAGCACCACAGACCCUACAGAGGCUCUGGAUGUGGAAAACCAGAUAUGGCUUAGGGCUGUAGUGAGCUAUGAGACUGGUAAAAAACAAAAAGGAUUAAUUGAAAGUCUGUACACAGAGAGUUAAUACCCCUAUCCGAACAACUGGGCAUCAAUUCCCCAGGCAAAAAGCUAGAGGGUCUUUUCUAAAGAAAUGAAUGAUCCCAAAGAAAAGAUUCCUACAUUCUGACCCCUAGUAGCCCUCCAACAUACAAGUUGGUUCCCUACUCAACACCCCAAAGUGAAGCCUACCAGUUGAAAAACUUUAUAUGGAAAACUUUAUAUGGAUAGAAAGGCAAAGAAGAUUAUUGCUUUAAAAGAGACACAGAGGGGCACCUGGGUGGCUCAUUCGGUUAAG